Molecule: messenger RNA, 1700 nt
Organism: Phalaenopsis equestris
Lineage: Eukaryota; Viridiplantae; Streptophyta; Magnoliopsida; Asparagales; Orchidaceae
Product: scarecrow-like protein 21
Exons: 2
Coding region: 183-1586 (467 amino acids)
Biological process (GO): regulation of DNA-templated transcription
Cellular component (GO): nucleus
Molecular function (GO): sequence-specific DNA binding; DNA-binding transcription factor activity
Source: RefSeq, a predicted model, not a curated record
CUCUUUCUCUCUUUCUCUCAGCUCUGAGCUCUGCGGAAUGCAAUGGCGAGACUGUAAUUCAUCAUAAGAUAAAUACCCAAAGAAGAAGAACUCUCUCACCAGAAAGCCCAUUCUCAUAUUUUCUUUCAACAUCCAAGUUCAUUCAGUUCAUUAAUGUCUGAGAAUCACUUGAGCAAGUCACCAUGCAAGCUACAAGGGCGGCCAUGAAAAAGCUCUCUCCCCAAUCACCUAAUUUUCAGUAUUUCACUCUGGAAUCCUCUUCAGCGGUCGCUACUUACACCUACUGCUCUCCAUCUCCCCCCAGUCUCUCCUCCCCCAACGAGAGCCAUUCGGAUCAAACUCAUGGAUCUCCCAUGAACUCUUCAUCCUCAACCUCAGACUCGUUUGAUCUCAGCCUCAAAUUAAAGGAACUCGAAAGUCUGCUCCUUUGGUCUGACUGUAAUAAGCUCCUAAUCCAUAUUCCCAAAGACCUCAAGGAGAUACUCAUCUCCUGUGCAAGAGCUCUUGCAGAAGAUGAUAUUCUGAAUGCAGAAUGGCUCAUCGCCGAAGCAAAACAAAUGGUUUCAGUGUUUGGCGAACCGUUCCAACGGGUUGCAGCCUACAUGCUCGAAGGACUUGUCGCUCGUCUUUCUUCCUCCGGCAGCGCUAUCUACAAAUCCCUGAUCUGCAGAGAACCAGCUAGCUCCGAUCUGCUCUCUUACAUGCAUCUUCUAUACGAGGUCUGUCCCUGCUUCAAGUUCGGUUACUUGUCCGCUAAUGGCGCCAUUGCUGAUGCCGUCAGGAAUGAGGAGAAGGUUCACAUUAUCGACUUCCAGAUGGCGCACGGAGGUCAAUGGGCGACUCUCAUUCAAGCCCUGGCUACGAGACCCGGAGGCCCGCCGCACUUGAGAAUAACCGGGAUCGUCGACUCCACCACCUCCGCCGCCGCCACCGCUGCCGCCGCCGCAGGGCGGCAGUUAUCUCGUUUGGCUGAAUCAUGUAACGUGCCGUUUGAGUUCCGCUCUGCGUCAGCCAUUAUCGGCUGCGAGUUCAAGCUCGAGAAUGUCGAUAUCCGGCGAGGGGAAGCCUUGGCCGUUAACUUCGCCUUCCAGCUCCACCGCAUGCCGGAUGAGAGCGUGAGCACGUGGAAUCACCGCGACAGAUUGUUGCGAUUGGUGAAGAGCCUUGCGCCGAAGGUGGUGACGGUGGUGGAGCAGGAAUCAAACACGAACACCUCCGCUUUCUUCCCGCGAUUCAUGGAGGCUCUCGAUUACUACACGGCGAUCUUUGAAUCGAUCGACGCGACGCUCUCGAGGACGAGCAAGGAAAGGAUUGCGGUGGAGCAGCACUGUCUGGCGAGGGAUAUCGUGAACGUAAUCGCCUGCGAGGGGGCCGAGAGAGUUGAGCGGCAUGAGGUGCACGGAAAAUGGAGGGCGAGGUUUAGAAUGGCGGGGUUCGUGCCCUAUCCGUUGAGCUCGCUGGUGAUUGCGGCCAUUAGGGCGUUGUUGGAGAAUUAUUGUGGGAAGUAUGGGGUUGAGGAGAGGGAUGAGGCUCUGUAUCUUGGGUGGAUGGAGAGGGCUUUGGUUGUAUCUUCUGCGUGGAGAUGAAGGUUGAGAGAAAUUAGGGUUUGGUUAGAACAGGACUUGCACUCUAGUGUUCGAGCCCUUGUCUGAUUGCUUCGCAUGAUUAUAUGGGUAACAUAAAAUUUUAAUAUUACAUUA